Molecule: messenger RNA, 4273 nt
Organism: Olea europaea var. sylvestris
Lineage: Eukaryota; Viridiplantae; Streptophyta; Magnoliopsida; Lamiales; Oleaceae
Product: protein NLP9-like
Exons: 5
Coding region: 840-3875 (1011 amino acids)
Molecular function (GO): DNA-binding transcription factor activity; protein binding
Source: RefSeq, a predicted model, not a curated record
AAUCUAUUUGAUUUGAUUUGAUUCCGUUUGAUUUCAACGAUUGAAUUAGAUCCAUUUGAAUUGAAAUUUAUCCAAAUCGAUUUUUAGUUGCACUAAAAACCAGCCCAUGCCCAUCCGACCACAUCCCUCUCCGUCUCAUCGGUUUCCAUUUAUAGAAAAUUUCCCUCAAAAAAGUAUCUUUUUAUCGUCCCCUUUGGUCCUUGGAUUCCGUACGUGUUUGAUCAGUUCUCCUGUCCUUUCGACGGGAAUAAACAUAUAUAGAAAGUACACAGUAAAGUUUACCUUCCGCUGGAAAUUUUACUUAUCCCUUUAUGCUGAUAUACGGGUUUUUCUUUUCUAUUAUUUUCAUUUAAUACAAGUACAAGCUUUAUGUUAAUUGGUUAUGAUGAGAUGAAUCUGAGCUGGGUUUUGGUUUUUGGUUCUUCUGGUGAUUUGAUUCGCUGUCUAGUUAGUUAAUUCUCGGAUUUUUGUGGGGCGAUGCGUUUUUUGGUUGAUUAGCUUUUUUGGCUUAUUCUCUGCAAUUAUUCUCUGCUGCUUACGGCCGCGAAAUUUUCUGAAUCUCUGAGGUCAGUUCUCAAAGUUCUUGUCUUUAUUUCUACUGUAUAAUUGACGCUAAUACAUAUACAUAUACCUGUUUAUCUUUUUAUCUGAGGGUGUGAAAGAAGGAAUGAGUAACUUCAUAUUAUGGGUAUUGCUGGGUUUUGUUUAAAAGAAUUGGGAGAAAGGGGUAGUUUAUGUGAACAAUUGAAAAUGAUUAUGGGAUUAUGGUAGCUGGUGCUCAAUACAAUAUGGUAGGAAUUUCCGGCAGUAGAUGAUUUGUUUUCGGGUCUUUAAAUAAGAUGGAUUACCCUUUUUCGAGUAAAGAGAAGGAUGCUGAAUAUUGGUCUUCACCAAGGGGUCAGAUGGAGGGUAUGGAUAUGACAUAUACGGAGAAUGGCACACAGAGCUCGACUUUGGAUGGUUCAUUUAGUAAUAUUGCGGAGCUCAUGAAUGUUGAUUCGAACGGUGGAUGGUGCUACAGCCCCAAUAGUGUGUCAGAUCACUUGUUUCCCUCUUUUGCCAUGUCGCCUCAUAGUUCGAUGUUUACAAAUUUUUUGCCCUUUGAUGGAUUGAACUUCGCAGAGCAGUAUAGUCCCGGUGUUCCCAUGGAAGAUGGUGACAUUGUGGGAAGUUUGUCUAGCAUGGGAGAUAGAAUGAUUUUUAGGCAGAUGAAUAACCAAUUACAUAUCCCAGGGGAUUCUGUUAAUGACGGGGUUGAUGUGAUCCAGAGGAGAAGCAAUAGCUCGGGCCAGCAGAAUGCGGUUGCUGAAAUAGUGCACAGUACAAUCCCUAGACUUCCUUCACAAUCCUUGGCUGAGAAAAUGCUCAAAGCAUUGUAUCUAUUCAAAGAAUUGUCUGGAGGGGGUAUUUUGGCACAAGUUUGGGUUCCAAUAAAGAAUGGGGAUGUGUACACCUUAAGCACCUGUGAGCAACCUUAUUUACUUGACCAGACACUUUCUGGAUAUCGUGAAGUGUCUAGAUUGUUUACUUUUGCAGCAGAAUCGGGACCAGGUUCUUUCCCAGGGCUUCCUGGUCGUGUCUUUACCUCGAAGAUGCCAGAGUGGACAUCCAAUGUUGUCUACUACAAUAAAGAAGAGUACUUGAGAGUAAAAUAUGCGGUUGAUCAUGAAGUCCGUGGAUCUGUUGCCUUACCUGUCUUUGAGGAUGAUUCACUUGAAAAUUCUUGUUGUGCAGUGCUAGAAUUUGUCACUGUGGAGGAGAAACCCAAUUUUGAUUCAGAGAUGGAAAAUGUUUGUCGUGCCCUCCAGGCGGUGAAUUUAAGGAGCACUGUACCCCGACUUCAAUCCCAGUCUCUCUCAAAGAAUCAAAGGGCAGCUUUAGCUGAGAUAACUGAUGUUUUACGAGCUGUUUGCCAUGCACACAGACUGCCUCUCGCUCUAACAUGGAUUCCCUGUAGUUAUAGAGAGGGGACAGAUGAUGACGCGAUAAGAGUACAAGUUAGAGGAUGCAAUUCAAGUUCUCACGAAAAAUGUAUACUAUGCAUUGCGAGUACAGCCUGUUAUGUGAAUGACAGUGCUAUGCAGGGAUUUUUGCAUGCAUGUAGGGAACAUUAUCUUCAGGAGGGACAAGGUAUUGCUGGGAAAGCUCUUCAAUCCAAUCACCCCUUUUUUUACCGUGAUGUAAAGGAAUACCACAUUAGUGAGUAUCCACUUGUUCAUCAUGCCCGGAAAUUCGGCCUAAAUGCUGCUGUUGCUAUUAGGUUAAGAAGUACGUAUACUGGUGAUGAUGACUUUAUACUAGAAUUAUUUCUCCCUGUCAACAUGAAAGGGAGUACUGAACAGCAGCUCUUGCUAAAUAAUCUCUCCAAUACAAUGCAAAGGAUCUCCAGGAGUUUGAGAACAGUGUCAGAUGCAGAAUUACUCGGGCUAGAUUCUAAGGUUGGGCUACAGAAUAAUGAAGUCCAAAACUUGCCACCGAGUACAUUAUUCAGGAGGAGCUCUGAACAGUCACUGAUAGAUGGAAAUUUAAACUCUGGUGAUCAAGUACCCCUAAAUGUAUCAGAUUCAAAGACUACUGGAAUAGAUGCCGAUGGUCCUCCUGACCAGACAAUAGCUGGAUCAAGGAGACGGAUGGAGAAGAAACGAAGCACAGCUGAGAAGCAUGUCAGUUUAAGUGUUCUUCAUCAAUACUUUUCUGGUAGCCUGAAGGAUGCAGCCAAAAGCAUUGGUGUGUGUCCAACUACACUCAAACGGAUAUGUAGACAACAUGGCAUCUCGAGAUGGCCAUCCCGCAAGAUAAACAAAGUGAAUCGUUCUUUGAGGAAAAUACAAAGCGUCCUCGACUCUGUUCAGGGAGUGGAAGGUGGACUGAAGUAUGAUCCAAACACUGGGGAGCUUGUGGCAGCAAGCUCUAACCAAGAUUUUUACCCGCAAAAAAGUGCUCUCUUCCACAGUAGAAGUCAAUCUGUCAGAAAUCCUGAUUCGAUUAUCCAGGGUGCAAUCCCAGCUCCUCCAUCUUGCACUGAUGUUGAGAGUGCAUCCGUGAAAAUGGAAGAAGGGUGUUUUGUGGACAAAUAUAAAGUGCCAAGGUCAAAUGUGUUCAGUCCAAACUCUUGCAGCACAGGAGAACGUAGAAUAAAUGUUCUUAUGCCAGAAAGCUGUGAUGUCUCCAAAUUGGCUGCACUAGAUACUGGGUCGUCCCAACCUGCUAGUCUGAACACCGUGCCUUGGAUGUCUUUUGGGAAAUUUCCACGAGAUCCUUUCCUUACUGGAGAAGGAUGCAAUCAACGGGAGCUAAAUAAUAGCAUGAAACAAGAGGCUUCUGAGUGUCACUUCUCUUCUCGAAGCUCAAUCUCCAUUGCCGCUGGUGAUGAUAUGAACACUAAGUUUAAAGGUGAUGUUGGGGUGGAUGGUGAUGCCGUUUUGGAAAAUAACCAGCCCACUUCCUCCGGAAUGACAGACUCAUCCACUGGGCCUGGCUUAACAAUGAAAGGGAGUUCAUCAAGCUCGAGAAGUGGUGGUGAAAGGAAGCAUUCUCAGACUGAGGCAAGCUGUGGAGAAAGUGGGGCAAAAAUUACAGUCAAAGCUACUUAUAAAGAAGAUACAGUCCGAUUCAAAUUCAAGCCUUCUGCUGGAUGUCUUCAACUAUAUGAAGAAAUAGCAAAGAGGUUCAAACUAAAUACAGGGCACUUCCAGAUCAAGUAUCUUGAUGAUGAAGAGGAAUGGGUGUUGUUGGUAAAUGAUUCUGAUUUGCAGGAGUGCCUCGAAAUAUUGGACUUCAUGGACACUCACAGUGUAAAGUUUGUUGUUCGUGAUAUACCUUGUGCCAUUGGGAGCUCAGGUGGAAGCAAUUGUUUCAUGGCAGGAGGCUCUUGAUCUGCUAUACACAGGUAUAAAUCUCUUUGCGGAACCUAAAUCACCUGGUUUUCUUACUGAUUCUAAUAGAGGUUUUCUUCUACUGACUGAAUGACUCAUACACAUCCAGCUUCGAUGGCAUUGAUGAUUUGUCACGGUUGAUUCCAGCAAGAGUCCCGCAUGAGAAACAAAGUAGACAAAAUGGAGUAACAUGGAUUGGAGAAAGGGGCCAUUUUUGAAUAUGCAUAUUGUCGGUUCUACACAUAGAAUAAUUGUUGACGCUGUAGUUGUUGGAAGAAAUAGGAUGCUCUAUGCACAGUAACCUAAACCGUGUGUACUGUAAUUUUGUAUAAGUUUAAAAUACAAAAACAUUUAGGAUGUAUAUUGUUUAUUUAAUAAAAAAAAUUGUCUGAUAUAAA